Penicilliopsis zonata CBS 506.65 is the source of this 1968-nucleotide messenger RNA. RefSeq lists its product as hypothetical. Gene Ontology annotation, molecular function: ATP binding; RNA helicase activity; RNA binding. The record is from RefSeq and is a predicted model, not a curated record. Gene Ontology annotation, cellular component: nucleus. Bases 1 to 1968 code for a protein of 655 amino acids. Lineage: Eukaryota; Fungi; Ascomycota; Eurotiomycetes; Eurotiales; Aspergillaceae. The transcript has 9 exons.
AUGGACGCCUGGGAUAACACUGCCAUGGGCGAGGCGCUCCAGGAGGUGUCUACCAACCAGCAGAGCAACAUAAAUGCCGAAGCUGCCGCUCUCGCGAGAGAGAAGGGCUGGAACGCUCCCGAGAAGUAUGAUUACUCCAAGUACAUCAUCGGGGCUCCCAAGCCUGGCGAGGGCCCAGAGCCGGGUCAGUUGCCGGAGUGGGCGGCCAGCGCUGCUAAAUACGAGUGGUCUGAUGAGUACGGUGACGUGGGACCCGCUAAUGAGGAGCUGGAGGAGAUGCUCUUUCGUAACGAGUACAUCAAUCGUGCUGGCAUGAAGCUGGCAACCCUCCAGAACAUUGAGGUUAUUGCCGAGAGUAGAGAACGUCCUAACCCAGUCAAGAAUUUCGACGACGCUGGCCUUCACCCCGUCAUGCUCCAGAAUAUCCGUCUCUGUCAUUACUUGGUCCCUACUCCUAUUCAGGCUUAUGGAAUCCCUGCGGUUCUCACUGGCCAUGACCUUAUUGCCAUUGCUCAGACCGGUUCCGGUAAAACUGCCGCCUUUCUCAUCCCUGUGCUUUCUCAGCUCAUGGGGAAGGCAAAGAAACUGGCUGCUCCUCGCCCCAACCUGGUGAAUGGUUACAACCCGGAGACUGAUGCUGUCCGUGCCGAGCCCCUUGUGCUCAUCGUAGCGCCCACCCGCGAGUUGGCUACCCAAAUCUUUGAUGAGGCUCGUCGCUUGUGCUAUCGCUCUAUGCUUCGUCCUUGCGUUGUGUAUGGUGGCGGUCCCGUGCGCGAGCAGCACCAGGAACUCAUGAAGGGAUGUGAUAUUCUCAUUGGUACCCCUGGAAGACUCCUUGACUUCAUGUCAAAGGGCCACAUCCUCUCAUUGCAGCGUGUCAGAUUCACCAUCAUUGAUGAGGCCGAUGAGCUUCUUCAGGAUGACUGGCAGGAGGACUUCAACAGGCUCAUGUCGGGUGGAGAUAUCAACGAGGAUGCCGACCACCGUUACCUGAUGUUUUCUGCCACCUUCAACAAGCAGUGCCGUGAGCUUGCUCGCAAGUUCCUUGCGGAUGACCACGUCCGUGUUCGUAUCGGUCGUCCUGGGAGCGCUCAUGUCAACGUCGAUCAGAGCAUUAUCUUUUGCGAGAACCACCUCAAGAGAAAGUGUCUUUACGAUCUCAUCCUCUCCAUGCCCCCUUCCCGCACCCUUGUUUUUGUCAACACCAAGCAGGAGGCGGAUUGGCUCGAUGACUAUCUCUUUAACAUGGGAUUACCGUCCACUUCGAUCCACUCUGGUCGUAACCAGCGUGAGCGUGAGGAUGCUCUUCGCGCUUUCCGUACUGCUAGAUGCCCUGUUCUUGUUGCCACUGGCGUUUCUGCUCGUGGUCUCGACAUCAAGAACGUUAUGCAUGUGGUCAACUAUGAACUUCCACGCGCCCACCAUGGCGGUAUCAUUGAAUACAUUCAUCGUAUUGGUCGUACUGCGAGAAUCGGUAACGAAGGUCUUGCAACUUCCUUUUACAACGAUGAUGAUGCCGAACUCGCCCCGGAACUUGUGAAGAUUCUCAUCGAGUGUCAGCAGCCUGUCCCCGAUUUUCUCCAGGGAUUCAUGCCUGAGGACAACAAGGUGGCUUUUGAUGAUGACACCGACGACGAGAACGAAGUCGGAGAUCAGGAUAAUGGUAACGCUGGUGAUGAUGCUGGUGCUGGAUGGGGAGCUGAGCCUACUAUCCACGAAACCGCCGAUAACACUGCUGUUGCUGGAUGGGGGACCGAUGCUGGCACCAAUACUGACAACAAUGUCGGUAAAUGGGGAGCUGGCGCCGGAAACAAUGCCAACAACAACACCGGUACUGGAUGGGGAGCUGAUGCUGGCACCGGCACCGGCAACAGCACCAACAACAACACUGGCUGGGGCAAUCAGUCUGGUGGGUGUGAUACUCCUGCCAACAACAGAGCACCCUCUCCGGUUCCUGGCUGGGAGUGA